Molecule: messenger RNA, 3365 nt
Organism: Tricharina praecox
Lineage: Eukaryota; Fungi; Ascomycota; Pezizomycetes; Pezizales; Pyronemataceae
Exons: 3
Coding region: 107-3115 (1002 amino acids)
Biological process (GO): glutathione metabolic process
Cellular component (GO): cytosol
Molecular function (GO): 5-oxoprolinase (ATP-hydrolyzing) activity
Source: RefSeq, a predicted model, not a curated record
GACUGAUUCGUCGAGGUACUGAUUGGUUCCGACUCACACACGAUACACCGUAGUCAGCCUCUUCGUUCCGAUACAAUCCCGCUCCUGAUCUUGUCUGCACUCCCAAAUGCUGCCUUCUGGCUCCUACUUCAAGAUCGGAGUCGAUGUCGGCGGAACAAACACAGAUGCCGCCCUCCUCUCAUUUUCUCCAGCCUCGAAUGAGUUCGAGGUAGUAUCGACUUACAAGGCCCCCACCGCGCUGUCCAUCACCUCGGGAAUCACCGCUGCAAUCUCUUUUCUUCUCUCCACCACUGCAAUUGAUCGUUCCUGCAUCCGGUCCAUCACAGUCGGCACCACCGCUUUCGUGAACGCGCUCGUAGAGCGAGACAUCGACGUGCUGGAACGAGUUGCUGUGCUUCGACUCUGCGGGCCCUACAUCAAGGACAUCCCGCCAUUUGCUGCCUGGCCCGGUGAACUGCGCGUAUGUUGCGACGGUGGAUAUACGGCCGUUGACGGUGGACUGGAGAUUCACAGCGGCGCGAUAGCGGAGUUGGAUGAAGAUACCAUCUCUGCUGAAGCCAGACGGAUGAGGGAAUCCGGGAUCAGACAUGUUGCCGUGGUAGGCGUGUUUUCGCCGUUGGAUAACGAAGGGGAACAGGAAUACCGGGUUAGGGACAUCUUCACGCAAGUGGCGCCGGAGAUGAUAGUAGUGUGUAGUCGGGACGUAGGGAACAUUGGAUUUAUCGAGCGUGAGAACGCAACGAUACUCAAUGCCUCACUCCAUUCGAUCGCGCUUCGUUUUGUCGGCGGGAUCUCAACGGCGAUGGAGGAGCUGAAACUACCUGCUACCGUUCAGCUCUUUCUGACGACAAACUCCGGCACACACUGCAGCGCCGAGGCAGCAAAGCAGUUACCCAUCAAAACAUUCACCUGCGGACCCACAAACUCCAUGGCUGGGGCAGCUUUCCUGACCAGUAAACGCCCUCGUAAGGCGGACGAGCAGGUGGUAGUUGUGGACAUCGGGGGUACCACCACCGACAUCGGUUUCCUGCAACCGAACGGAUUCCCGCGGCAAGCGCCGGCUUGCGUCGAGGUUGCUGGGGUUCGCACUACAUUUCCAAUGCCGGAUGUGGCGACGCUUCCUCUGGGCGGCGGAACUAUCGUCAAGGUCGACGAAGAUGGUAAAUGCGUUAAGGUGGGCCCGGAAAGUUUGGGGUAUAGGAUCGUCAAAGAAUCCAUACUCGCAGGUGGAACAACGAUGACGGUGACUGAUGUGGCCGUUGCCUCGGGUCUCGUCGCUUGUCCUUCGUACGGCGAAAAGGAACGCGUGCGGCUGAUUCCGGGAUGGGUCGUGGAUCUGGUCAAGGAGCAUAUCCGGACGGUUCUAGCUACGGGAAUUGACUCCAUGAAGGCCACUCAGACCCCAGCAACCGUAUUGUUGGCUGGGGGUGGCGCAAUUAUCGUGGACGAAGGGAUCAAGGGAGGACUGAGCGGCAUAUGUGAGGUCAUCGAAGUCCCAUUUGCCGGUGCUGCCAAUGCCGUUGGUGCAGCAGUUGCUCUGGUGGAAGGCCUUUUAGAUACUCUAAUCAUCAUGAAAGAAAGGGAAGAAGUAGUAGAAGACAGACUCAAAGCCGAUGCAAUACAGAAGGCGGUGGAAAAUGGUGCCGAAAAAUCCAAAACCCGAGUUGUGGCCGUCGAGAAAAUCCAGUUACAAUAUGUGGAGCAAAAGGUUGUGCGUUUCAUCGUUCGGGCAGUCGGUCCUCUUGAUGCCAAUGCUCCUCCCCCAUCGAUAGCUCAACCACCACUUAUGUCGUCGAAAGUCCCUACCGUAUCGCCCCAAAGGCUUCCAUCCAAGCACAAGUUUACCAGCCUACUUUCAUCCUCAUUCUCAAAUGGAUCUGACCAGAAUCCCGAAUACUACACUCCGGACAUCCAUAGGAAUAUAUGGUACCCAUCAGCCCUGGAUAUCCACUUUAUUUCGACUGGCUGCGGAAUAUUAGGCUGCGGCGGUGGUGGCUCAACUUACGUCUCCCUCCUCCGGACUCUAUCAUUAUUCUCCAGUCUUCCUCCCAGAAGCCUGCGGAUAAUCUCACCAGCUUCCGUCGAUGACUCUAGAUACUUUCUCUUUGGCUCGCACUACGGGGCUCCCAGCGUCUCGGCCGAGAGGAUUCAAGACGCAGCUGAGGUCUCAAGGGCCCAGCAAGCAGCCGUCCAGGCUGCCGGCAUAUCUUGGGGGAAUGUCUCUGGUUACAUAACCGACGAGAUCGGCGGUGGGAACGGGCUGAUGGGACUUACCGCCGCCUGCGUCAACCCUCAUCUCCCAGUGAUAGACUGUGAUGCCAUGGGCCGAGCAUUUCCGAGUAUCGAGCACGCGACGCCGUAUCUCGCGGGCUGCCAGGUGCAGCCUGUUGGUGUUUCAGUAGGCGAUAAAAACGUAUUUGCCAUCUCAGACGCCUCUACAACUGCGGACCUGGAAAAGGCGCUCAGGCAGCUGAGUAUCGACAAUGGAAUGGCCAUGUCCAUUUCUCCGCGGCCAUUGACCGGAAGGGAAGUUAAGGAUACUAUGGUGUUACAUUCGCUAUCUAAGGCGUGGUAUAUUGGCCGUGCCAUUGGGAACUACCAUGGUGGUAGCGUGCUUGAUGCUUUGUUCAAAUGUACCGCCAUGCGCCUAGUGUAUACCGGCAAAGUUGUCCGCGUAACAACCAGCAUCACCGACGGCUACAACAUCGGCACGAUCCUCCUAAGUCCUCUACCCUCUACCACCACAAUACAGCCCCUCGUCCCACCCGCCUACCACCUAAAAAUCCCAUUCCAAAAUGAAUUCCUCUACGCCUCCCUUUUCGAUCCCAAUUCUCCAUCUGACGACCAGAAAGAGAUAAUAGUGGCAGUACCAGACCUGCUCACGCUCUUGGACGUCACGGACGGCAGCGCGAUUGCGAGCACAGAGUUGAAGUAUGGGCUUCGCGUACACGUGGUUGCCAUGCCGGCGGACAAGAGGUGGAAGACUCCCGAGGGGUUGAAGAAAGGUGGGUUGGGGUGGUUCGGGGUUCGGGGUAAGGCAACGUUCGAGUGGCCUAGUGAUGAGGAUGGGAUGGGUGGGAAGGUAAAGAGUAUUUUUGAGGAAUUUGGGAGAUAAGGGCGUGCGCUCGCUAGUUACGCGUGGUGUCGUUUAGGUUCGAUGGCUGGGGUUUUUCUGGUUUCGUGUCAUUGAAUUCGAUCUUUUCUAGUCAAGGCUGCUAUCGUGCACCUUAUCCCGUCCCCUCCACAUCGUACUUGACUUCUGCAUUAUGUUCUGAGGAUUUGCUAGUAGUGUACUCGAUAGAUAUCACUCGCUCCUUCUACCAUCUGCCAAGGACGUAAAUAAGAAAAUACGUACCCUAUAGAGG